CUAGCCGAAAAGUUCAAUUAUUUUAAACUUUAAAUUAUCAGUGAAAGAUAUUUUUGCAUUUUUGUUUUGUUUCCCUUUUUACGAAUAGCAGAUACGCCAGUGGACGAAAAAUUCAAAUAACUACCUACAAUAUUCAGACAGUCUGUCACAGUUUAGCGGUUGAAUCCAUUGAACUAUUGACACAUAGAUGGCGCCACCUGCUUGUCGACCUUGUAGCCAGAUUGUUUUUCAGCUAUGCUACUCUCCCUCAGGGUACCUCCUUACUUUCCCCUUUUUUAGCACAAAUUACUUAUUGCCACAUCAUUGCCUGUUUUUAUCGAAUGUCUUGAAAGCAGUGUUACGGCUCAUGAUGUUUAGUUAUCUGUUUCACAUGAAAAACAUUUAGUGAAUAGCUAUUGUUUAUGCAGUGAAUACUUUUUUGUCCCUAGAUGUCCCGAAGAAAAUAUCCAUCUGGCAUCGAUGUUUGCUGUUGUUUUGUUCUGUCAUAUUGUGUUGUCAUCUUGUGAUCUUGUCAUUACGCCUACAUCCGUUUGUUAGGAGAGGUUGGCGGCUUUGCCCUUUACAUUUUUAAUUUUUUCAUUUUAUCUGUGAAUGUUUUGUGUAUUUUAUAGUGUCGGCAUUUACCCCGCAAUAAUUUUCAAGAAUGAUUUUUGCAUUUUAAAUUCUAGCUCAAAAAAUAUGAGUAUACGUUUAGAUAAGGAUGUUGGAUAUAUUAACUUUAUGGGAAAAAGACCCAAAUGAUUAAUACUUUAUAUGGAUUUGCAAUAUUUUUUUUCGUAUUUUGGUGUGCUAUGUGGUUUAUUCACAUAAUUGCGAUAUGUUACGGGUAAGUAAAACCAAAACCGGAUACCUACAACUCGGAAAAACGUUCACAAACGUAACAAAACCGUUUCAUUUCAGUAAAUAUAGACUGCACAAAAAGGUAAAACCAUUACCUUCUGAUGAACCUUAUCCUGGUGUCUCAAUUUUAAAGCCUUUGAUGGGGGAAGAUCCCCAUUUAGUUUCUAAUUUAGAGACGUUUUUUACAAUGACGUAUCCUGAGUAUGAGCUACUUUUUUGUAUAGAAGAUGAAAAAGAUCCAGCAAUAGAUGUAGUCAAUGCUCUCAAAGAGAAAUAUCCAAAGUUAAAGCAGAUCUCUAUACUGGGGGUUCCACAGUAGGUACAAACCCAAAAAUCAACAAUAUGAACAAAGCUUAUGAAGCAACUAAACAUAAUUUAAUUCUCAUAUCAGAUAGUGGCAUAAGGAUGAAGGAGGAUACUCUUCUUGAUAUGGUCAACCAUAUGACUGACAAAACUGGUAUAGUACAUCAAAUGCCUUUCACAUGUGAUAGAGAUGGCUUUGCAGCAACAUUAGAAAAGAUAUACUUCGGUACAGCACAGUCGAGAAUGUACUUAGCAGCAGAUUGCUUAAGAGUGAACUGCCAUACAGGAAUGUCAACAUUGAUGAGGAAGGCUGUUUUAGAAGAACAGGGGGGCCUGAAAAUAUUUGGCUGUUAUUUAGCUGAAGAUUUUUUAUCGCCAAGUCUUUCCUUGAAAAAGGAUGGAAAACUGCCAUUAGCGGUCAACCAGCAUUACAAAAUUCUGGUAUAUAUGACGUCACCAGUUUUCAAGCCAGGCUCACUAGGCACGUUAUGUUGAUGAUGUCCUACUACCACUUCACUUCUAGAGGGCCGUCCACACGUCCAUUUUCAUACUACUCGUCGUACUACGGAAUUUCUUCAAGAAGCAGACGUUAAUGUUUUGCCGCGAUCACCCCGUUCACCGGAUUUAAAUCCCAUCGAACAUGUGUGGAAUAUGAUGGGGAGGAGACUAUCCACUUUGCAAUUAUUUUUUUCUGAGGUGGGCGAAGUUACGUGUAGCAAUGUUACCAAUGGUGAUAAUUUUAGAACCGCUUUCUGAAUGUAUGGUCAUUGGGGCAUGCGCUGCAUGGUCGGCAAGCUUUUUAUUCCACUGGGAACCACUAGCUUUUUACUUAGUCCAUAUUUUGGUAUGGUUUUUAAGUGACUGGAUUCUACUAUCUAUAGUACAAAACGGUACUUUACCUUUCAAAAGAUUCGACUUUAUCAUAGGCUGGUUAUUCCGUGAGUGUUCUGGACCAUAUCUGUUUCUUCUUGCAGUGUUAGAUCCUACAAUAAAAUGGCGUAAUCGUGUUUUUAGGCUUUCUUGGGGUGGUAUUGCCCAGGAGAUCAAACCGAGAAUCAAGUGUUAACUUUUUUUACAUGUAUCGUGCAUAACAUGAAUUGUGAUUUUUUUUGUGAAUAUUUUUACCUUAUUUGUCCAUACUAUAUAAUAGGAUGAUUGAAUGUUUUGAAUAUAUUUCUUUUGCGUAUA
Molecule: messenger RNA, 2331 nt
Organism: Acanthoscelides obtectus
Lineage: Eukaryota; Metazoa; Arthropoda; Insecta; Coleoptera; Chrysomelidae
Source: the annotation of a GenBank genome assembly